UCAGUGCUAAACACCAGCAGAGAAUCAUAUUUCGCUCGUUCUGUGUAGAUGGAACAGGCAUCGGUCUUGAGAGUCCAUCCUGAUUUAAAGCUGCUUACUUGGUUUUCUGGGAUUAAAGGUGCUCAAUGAAUCAGGGCCCCCCAAAUGAGUCAAACAGCCAAUUCUUGCCAACAGUUGGUUGAAAAUUGUGCCGUGCAUGUAGCAGGGAUGGCGCAAGAGGACAGUCGCCGUGGUCAAGUGCCACCCACGUUCUAUCAUGGUGCCAGCCAGGAACUCGAUCUGUCCACCAAAGUAUACAAGAGAGAGUCAGGAAGUCCUUACUCUGUGUUGGUGGACAGCAAAAUGAGUAAACCGCAUCUCCAUGAAAGAGAGGAGCAGCCAUAUUUCAGGGAGAACAGAUCGGUAGGAGAGGUCCGGGCUGUGAAAGAAGAUAGAGAAAACUCUGACGACUCUGAGGAGGAAGAAGAGGAGGAAGAUGAAGUGACUUACAAAAGGGAGCAGAUUAUAGUAGAGGUAAACCUUAACAACCAAACAUUAAAUGUAUCAAAAGGGGAGAAGGGUGUCCCCUCCCAGUCCAAAGAGACUGCUGUUCUUAAGACCAGCAGUGAGGAAGAGGAGGGUGACAGUGGGGAAGAGGCCACUGAAGACAGUAAUGAUUAUGAGGAAAAUGAGAGGCAGAAGAAAAAAGAGAAAAGAGUGGAAAAAGUUAGUGUUGCACAAAGGAGAACAAGGAGAGCUGCAUCUGCUGCAGCAGCCACAACUUCCCCAUCACCCAGAACUACAAGGGGUCGUAGAAAGAGGGUGGAGCCCCCCAAGCGUAAGAAGAAAGCUGCAAAGGAGCCCAAGGCACCUGUGCAGAAAUCAAAGUGUGAAGAGAAGGAGACUUUAACCUGUGAGAAGUGCCCCAGGGUGUUUAACACACGCUGGUACCUGGAGAAGCACAUGAACGUCACUCACAGGCGCAUGCAGAUCUGCGACAAAUGUGGGAAGAAAUUUGUUCUAGAAAGUGAGCUGUCCCUUCACCAGCAAACAGACUGUGAAAAAAAUAUCCAGUGCGUUUCCUGUAAUAAAUCAUUCAAGAAGCUCUGGUCCCUCCAUGAACAUAUCAAGAUUGUCCACGGAUAUGCAGAAAAGAAAUUCUCUUGUGAGAUUUGCGAAAAAAAGUUCUACACCAUGGCCCACGUGCGGAAACAUAUGGUUGCACACACAAAGGACAUGCCAUUUACAUGUGAAACCUGUGGAAAAUCAUUCAAACGCAGUAUGUCUCUCAAAGUACAUUCCCUACAGCAUUCUGGAGAGAAACCUUUCAGAUGUGAGAACUGUGAUGAGAGGUUUCAGUACAAGUACCAGCUGCGUUCCCACAUGAGCAUCCACAUUGGGCACAAACAGUUCAUGUGCCAGUGGUGUGGCAAAGACUUCAACAUGAAACAGUACUUUGAUGAGCACAUGAAAACACACACUGGAGAGAAGCCCUUUAUCUGUGAAAUCUGUGGGAAAAGCUUCACCAGCCGCCCAAACAUGAAGAGACAUCGCAGAACUCACACAGGGGAGAAGCCCUACCCAUGUGAUGUGUGUGGCCAGCGAUUUCGCUUCUCCAACAUGCUCAAGGCACACAAGGAGAAGUGCUUCCGUGUUACCAGCCCCGCCAACGUGUCAACUGCUGUCCAGAUCCCGCUGUCCACGACUUCUCCUGCCACCACAGUCCCUGCUGUAGUGAACACACCCACCACCCCGACUCCACCUAUCAACCUGAACCCAGUGAGCACGCUUCCUCCGCGCCCCAUUCCCCACCCGUAUUCACACCUUCACCUACACCCUCAUCCUCACCAUCCGCAUCAUCUCCCCAUCCCCCCGGUUCCUCAUUUACCCCCUCCUCCGGCUCUUUUUAAGAGCGAGCCUUUAAAUCACAGAGGCCAGAGUGAGGACAACUUCCUGCGACACCUGGCAGAAAAAAACAGUUCAGCACAGCACCACUAACGUCUUUGCUUCCCGCCAGCUAUUUUCCCGUUUUAUGCACAUGGAAACAUGCCCUCGUGGAAGUACAGAGGGUUAGUUGGUGAGGAUCUUUGUCUUUCUCCUAGCCCCAGCAGAUGGUCCUAAUUUUUCCUUUGAAUCAGUUAACAAACAAGGAAAUCCUGUUUCGGAUCAGCAGUGCUCAUUUGAACCUGGGAACCAACAGGACUUAAACCCAAUUUGCUUGCGUUUUACUGGUGACUUUUAUAAAUUUCAGAUACUGAGACUUGUGGAAUUUUAUAAUUUCAUAUCAGCUGAUGAGGUAUGCUUGCUUUUAUAUCCUGGACUUCUCCUCAAAGAGGAGAUAGGCCUGGUUUUCUUUGUACUAAUCGGAAAGGCUGUGAGAUUAAUACAGAGCAUUAAUUGUAUCACUGUGUAUCGUAAUGGAUUCUUUUCAGCUUAUGGUGCCGGCUAUGGAGUGAGCCAGCCACGUAUCACAGUAUAUUUGAGCAUUAUAAAGAAAGACAAAAAAAUUUCUUGUUUGUGUAGCUCUCCUAACACACUCUUUAUUUUACUACAGAAAUUAUUUUAGAGUUUUUUGUAUAGACCUAUUUAGUAGUCUGUUUCUAAAAUGAAAUGUAUUUCAAUAAGCGGUGUAAUUUUUUCAGUGUAGCUGGACCUAUGUUGUAUAAUAGAUAAAUUUUUAUAAUCAUCAAAAUGUGAUUCUUAAAAGAUGCAUAUAGCUUCUAUAGUUAAAGUUAUUCUUACAACCAUACAACUUAAAAGGUGCUUCAGAGAAGAAAGGAACCCAAGAGGUCUCUGGAAAGGUUGCCUCAAAAGUGAUGUUGUUUUCAGAACUUUACGUAAUUUAUU
Messenger RNA from Charadrius vociferus (killdeer), 2826 nucleotides. RefSeq names its product zinc finger protein 652 (gene ZNF652). Gene Ontology annotation, cellular component: nucleus. The record is from RefSeq and is a predicted model, not a curated record. Lineage: Eukaryota; Metazoa; Chordata; Aves; Charadriiformes; Charadriidae. Bases 145 to 1977 code for a protein of 610 amino acids. Gene Ontology annotation, biological process: regulation of transcription by RNA polymerase II. The transcript has 5 exons. Gene Ontology annotation, molecular function: DNA-binding transcription activator activity, RNA polymerase II-specific; RNA polymerase II cis-regulatory region sequence-specific DNA binding.